Bipolaris zeicola 26-R-13 is the source of this 198-nucleotide messenger RNA. RefSeq lists its product as uncharacterized. Gene Ontology annotation, cellular component: plasma membrane. The annotation marks the transcript as partial. NCBI's taxonomy places the organism in Eukaryota, Fungi, Ascomycota, Dothideomycetes, Pleosporales, Pleosporaceae. The transcript has a single exon. The record is from RefSeq and is a predicted model, not a curated record.
GACAUGACGCGCGAAAAGUGCGCCGCUAUCUGCAAAGACUACAAGUACUAUGGGCUUGAGGAUCAUAAGCAAUGCUUUUGCGGAAAUAGCUUUGUGGGGCCUACGGCUAAGAUUGAGGAGAAUAGGUGCAAUAGCAAGUGCCUGGGUAGCAACGACAUGUGUGGGGGCGGUUGGGCUUUGAGUGUGUAUGUUAGGUGA